AGAAAAAAGAGGAAAAUGUUGCUGCUGUCUCUUUAAAAGCAUGACGCAGAAAGAAAGUGAAAGUUAAGUUUCUUCGCUGGAAAAGACUGAGCACACACAACUCUCUCUACUGCAGUGCGAGAACACGCUCAAAACAAAAAUGGCCUCCAGCCUUCAUCUCUUAUCUAUGGAGCAGUUCCUUUGUCCAAUCUGCCUGGACACGAUCACUCAACCAGUGACCACUCCAUGUGGACACAACUUCUGUAUGUCCUGUCUCACGACACAUUGGAACAACAACCCUGUCUGUCGGUGCCCGAUGUGCCAGGAAACAUUUGAAAGGAGGCCCAAUCUCAAGGUCAACACUUUCAUUUCAGAGCUUGCGUCACAGUUAACGUUGCUUCAUAUGACAGAUGCUAACAUCUGCAGUGCGGCCCAGCCGAAGGAUAAAUCUGGCUGUGCAGUGCUGUGUGAUGUUUGUGCUGAAACCCAGCACGAGGCCAUCAAAUCCUGCUUGGAGUGUCAGACGUCUUACUGUAGUGAUCAUCUAGAGCCUCAUCGUAGAGCUGCAGGACUGAGGAGACACACACUGGUGGACCCUGUGGUGAGCCUGGAGGACAGGAUUUGUAAGGAGCACAACCACUUCUUUGCCAUGUUUUGCACGGAUGACAGUGUUUUGCUGUGCGACAUCUGUGCCACUUCACAGCACGUGAACCACAAUGUUGUUUCUGUUCAGCAAGCUCACAAUGACAUGAAGGGUCAGCUGAGAGAUAGGGAGAUAAUCGUGCAGGAGAUGAUCAAGAAAAGGCAACAGAACGUGAGUGCCAUGAAGGAGUCACUAAAACAAAGCAAGAUAGAAACCACAGACGUGAUCGACGACAGCGUGCAGGAUUUCACAGCACUGGUGUCUGAGAUCCAGAAGAGCCAGGUGGAGCUCGUGAAAGUGAUCGAGGAGAAGCAAAAAGCAGCAGAAGAAGAAGCAGAAGAAUUGAUAAGCAGGAUGGAGCAGGAGGUGAUUGAGCUCCAGAGGAAGCAGGUGGAGAUGAUGGAGCUAAGACAGACUGAAGACCAGCUCAGUUUCCUCCAAAACUUCCCACACUCAUCCCCACCAACGUUCCUCAUGGACUUGUCCAUGGUCAACUUUAACAGAACCUUGGAGAUCCGUCACAUGCAGAAAUAUUUGAGCAGCUCUACGUCGCAGCUGCGGAGGCUUCUGAAUAAAAUGACCACGGACAUAAACACAUUCUCUGUGUCAAACGUAGCCGCGCUGAGAUACCUUCAGCUGUUUGAGCAGAAUAUUGAGCUCGACCAUGACACAGCUCACCCACGGCUCAUUUUAUCUGAUGAUGGGAAACAGGUGAGAUUCAACAUUGGGCCAGUAUUGAAAAGGAUCCAGGCCCUGAAGCCAACCAUGUUCAUGAAACACCUUGCAGUUAUGGGAAACAGAGGCUAUUCAUCAGGCAAGUUUUACUUUGAGGUGUUUGUGAGUCCAAAGACUGAAUGGUCUCUGGGUAUCGCCACAGCUUCUAUCCAGAGGAGAGGGAUUCUUGCUCGAAGUCCCCACUCUGGACUCUGGGCCAUCUGGUUUCUGAAAGACAGGUUUGAAGUCUUCAGCUAUCCAGGAGAGACCGUAUACUUGGGGAAAACGGAGAGGGUCGGAGUGUUUGUGGACUUCGAAGAAGGUGACGUAUCAUUCUAUGAUGUGCAGACGGCCACACGUAUCUACUCAUUCACUCAGUGUGUCUUCCACGAGAAGCUUUAUCCAUAUUUCAACCCUUGUGAUAAUGAAUAUGGAUCAAACUUAGCUCCACUGGUCAUUGUCCCGGUCAGUCGUACGUUGGAUUCAGAGAGUCAGGGAAUCGUGGGUUGAUUACAAAAAUGCAGCUCAGGUAUAUAUUAAAAACUAACUUGUAUUUAGUCUGUGCGUCUUAAAGAUUUAGUGAGUAAGAAUAGGUGACACUGCAGAUUAUACCUCCCUUUCCAAAGCACAUCAGGGAAUUACAGUGGCCGUCACAUACCAGAAAGAAUGUCAUUCGUCUUUGUUUGCAUAGUAAGCUUUCACUACAAAACAAUUUUUUUGAUGUUGCUUUUAUUGUAGCGUGCGAAGUGACACGAUAUAUAAACCCAUAGAUAAAUCCUUAUCCGUUAUUACUAUUCAUAUAUUUAAGGUCUGUCGGCCUUGUUUCAGCACUACUGUUGGAUGUUGACUUAAAAAAAUAUGUUGAUUCUAUUUGAACACUUCCUUGAUGACACACAGUGAGCAAACAACAGAUGCCACAGUUUGUGAAUUUAUGAAAUAAAAUAUUGGCCUGUUUCUGUACUCGCCGCAGAAACAUCUAACCUUUUAAAGCGCUGCCAUAACAAGUGAACCUCCCGACUUGGGCACUGAUGGGUGACAUCAGAUUAAGUGACAGACCUAAGUUUGGAGCAGUUGUUUUAAUAUCUCUUUUACAUUGAAGACAUUUUUCUAAAUAAAAAUAUAUUUAAUUAAUCA
This is a messenger RNA of Solea senegalensis (Senegalese sole), 2470 nucleotides long. RefSeq names its product E3 ubiquitin-protein ligase TRIM21-like. NCBI's taxonomy places the organism in Eukaryota, Metazoa, Chordata, Actinopteri, Pleuronectiformes, Soleidae. Gene Ontology annotation, molecular function: protein binding; zinc ion binding. The record is from RefSeq and is a predicted model, not a curated record. The transcript has 2 exons. Bases 140 to 1846 code for a protein of 568 amino acids.